AUGGCCCAGAAGGCGCCUGUCCGAGUGUGCUUGCUGAUCCCUGUCCUCGUCCACUGCGUCUUCGGCACGACCGCAGCGGCGGAUAUCAACCCUCAGCAGGCGGACGCCGUGCUCCUGCAGCUCGGCACGGACGCCACGAGCUUCGACCUCGCCCGCGUCAGUUCCCGUAAGGGCGUGUCCACAGUGACUUCCUUGGUGCUCCACGUGAACACCAGCCAGCAGAAGGGGCGACGCCAAGUCGAGGCGGCUGACCACAUGGUGAAUGGGGUUUCUUGGACCAGUUGGGGCAGGACAUCAAUGGCGAAGCCCCUUCUGAUUACAGUGGCGGGUCGGUCUCGCUGA
This is a messenger RNA of Prorocentrum cordatum, 342 nucleotides long. The record is from the annotation of a GenBank genome assembly. NCBI's taxonomy places the organism in Eukaryota, Dinophyceae, Prorocentrales, Prorocentraceae.